AUGUCCAUCCAGUAUUUAUGCUCCAGUGCUUCGCGGGACUGGGUCCGAACCGCUGACUCUGCCCAUCAGAUUUACAGGGCAUUCUUCCUUAAAUCCCUUUACCUUCCGGUCAAGCAAAGGAAAUUCCUCUAUAUUACUUGUUACAAUGAUCAAAACCAAACUACUAGCAAAUGGGAAUCUUUUAUGUUUCAAGAUUGGAAUUUUGGCACGGAUGUUGUAGUGAUGAGGGUGGAAGAGGAUAGAAUGGGACAACAUGGUGUUGCCUUUGACCAAUAUAACGAUUUCAAUAAUGGACCCGACCCAGACCCACCCGGGAUUCCCACACCACACGAUAAAUCCCGGGAUUCCCGCACCUCACGACCAAGAAAACGUAGUGUUCCUAGCGGUGUCAUGUACCUAUCCGUGGACGGAAACCGGAUUCCCCCCGAAACAUCCCGCAGUUCUCGAACCCCGGAAUCAAAGAUUCCGGAUUCCAUCACCAAUUCCGCUCGUUACACAACUAGCAAACGUUCACUAGGUCGAGACGCCCAAAACCUACUCGAUUACUUCCGAAAAAUCCAAGCCGAAAACCCGGGUUUUUACUACGCGAUACAGCUCGAUGAAGAUAACCGUAUGGGAAAUAUAUUUUGGGCGGAUGCAAGGUCAAGAACUGCUUAUUCCCAUUUCGGUGAUGCAGUUACACUAGACACAAUGUAUAGAGUCAAACAAUACAAAGUCCCAUUUGCUCCUUUUACCGGGGUCAACCACCAUGGUCAAACGAUUCUCUUCGGUUGUGCAUUGCUUCUAGAUGAAUCCGAAUGUACAUUCACAUGGCUUUUCAAGACCUUUCUUGCAGCCAUGAAUGACCGGGCCCCGGUUUCCCUAAUCACCGACCCCGAGAAAUCGAUCCAAGAUGCGGUUUCACAAGUUUUCCCGGGAACCCGUCAUUGUAUUAACAAAUGGCAUGUGUUAAGAGAAGGUCACGAAAGAUUAGCUCAUGUUUGUCAUAUUCAUCCGAAUUUUCAAAUCGAGCUGUAUAACUGUAUAAACAUGACCGAAACAAUCACGGAGUUUGAAUCCGCGUGGGAUUUCAUCCUCGAUAGAUACGAUCUUAGAAGAAACGAUUGGCUUCAAUUAUUAUAUUCCGUUCGACACCAAUGGGUCCCGGCUUAUUUUCGCGACACAUUUUUCGCGUUCAAUAACGUUUUCGAAACCUCGUUUUUUGAUGGAUAUGUAAACGAACACACAACGGUUCCCAUGUUCUUCAGACAAUAUGAAAGAGCUUUAGAGAAUUCAUUCGAGAAGGAAAUCGAAGCCGAUUUCGACACGAUUUCCACCACCCCGGUGUUGAGAACCCCAUCACCUAUGGAGAAACAAGCUGCGAAUUUAUACACGAAAACAAUAUUUUCAAAGUUUCAAGAGGAAUUAGUCGAAACAUUUGUAUAUACUGCAAAUCGGAUCGAUGGAAAUGGUGAUGUGAGUACUUUUCGUGUUGCGAAAUUCGAAGAUGAUCAGAAAUCGUAUCUUGUUUCGUUUAACGUGAGCGAGUUACGCGCGAAUUGCAGUUGUCAGAUGUUCGAGUAUUCCGGGAUUCUUUGUAGACAUAUUUUGACUGUUUUUACAGUGACAAAUGUGCUCACGUUUCCAUCACAUUACAUUAUGAAAAGGUGGACACGGAAUGCGAAAAGUGGGAAUUUGUUGCAAGAAUCAGGAAAUGGGAACGAGUCGUUAGGUGUUCGUUACAAUUUUUUGUUGCGGGAAGCUGUGAAAUUUGCUGAGGAAGGGGCGGUUGCUCCGGAUACUUUUACGGUGGCGGUUGCCGCCCUGAGAGAUGGCGGGAGGAAGGUGGCUGCCGCCAAGACAAAUGUGGCGAGUUUUGCUCCGGCGAAUUCACAGGUGAGUGUGAUUGGUUAUGAUAACAGGAAAAUGAAUUCUACAUCGGAUAUGACACCUUUGUUGUGGCCAAGACAAGAUGAAGUGACAAGAAGGUUUAAUCUUAAUGAUGGUGGUCUUUUGGGUCAACCUGUUACGGAUUUAAAUCUCCCGCGUAUGGCUCCAGUUUCCUUAAGGCGUGAUGAUGCACAUCAUGACAACAUGGUGAUUCUUCCUUGUCUUAAGUCGAUGACAUGGUUAAUGGAAAAUAGAACUUUGCCUCCAGCAAGCAGAGUAGCUGUCAUAAACCUGAAGUUGCAAGAUUAUAGAAGGACACCCGCAAGUGAAUCGGAGGUUAAGUUUCAGCUUUCAACAGUUACACUAGAGCCAAUGUUGAGGUCAAUGGCUUACAUCAAUGAACAGCUAUCUGCUCCUGCUAAUAGGGUUGCUGUUAUUAAUUUGAAGCUUCAAGAUACGGAUACUAGUACAGGAGAAUCUGAGGUGAAGUUUCAGGUGUCUAGGGACACAUUAGGUGCCAUGUUGAGAUCAAUGGCUUAUAUCCGUGAGCAGCUCUCAAAUGCAGCUGAAUCAGCAUCAGAGAUUCCAUCAAAGAAACCAAGAAAAUAGAACCAACUAUUUUUUUCUUCUGUUCUAUAAACAUCAACAAUUGAGCCACUAUUUCUUCACAGUUUUGCAAGUAUUAAUGACCAUCAACUAAAGUUCUUGCAAACUGUGGAAUGUGUUAGUUAAUUGGUGGUCUUUUUUGUUUUUAGAGGUAAAUUAGUUUUUAAUUUUCAUGGUCUUUUGUUACUAGAUACUAAAAGCAUUGAGAGAUAGAAGAAAAAGUGUUGUAGGUUGUUAGGUGAAUUUUCGUCCAUUGAUGCUGUGAUUUAUUGUAUAUACUUUUUGAUGAUAUAACGCUCUUUAGAGGAGUUGUUGAUAAUAGUAAUAUGUUCAUGUUUGUUAGCUUUUCAAUGGGG
Lactuca saligna is the source of this 2831-nucleotide messenger RNA. Lineage: Eukaryota; Viridiplantae; Streptophyta; Magnoliopsida; Asterales; Asteraceae. The record is from the annotation of a GenBank genome assembly.